AUGUCUAGAGCCCAGCCGUACAGAAAAACAAACCUACGCUCUCUGCUGAAGGAGUUUCGUACGGACAUCGCCAUGGCAGUGCAUGACCCCUUUCCCCUCAUCUAUGGCUUGGUGGACAAAAGCGUAAUCAGUGACCUGCAACUGAAGGAGUCUAUGGAAAAACAGGCUGGAGAAGGCAUCCACAAGGCCAUGUAUUCCCUUGUGUCCUGGAUUCUGGAGCAGGGCAGAUCCAAAGUGGAGGAUUUCUGGGAAUGCUUGAAUAAAGACUACAAUCUGGACAGUUACCCAAGGCUACGGACACUGUUGACCAAUCUGAAACUCAGGAUAAAAACUCUAGCUUCAAGACUGGAAACACAGUCCCCUGAAGGCCAUAGCAAAAGAAAGAAAAGAAGCCAUGAAAACAAAAAGACAGCUACAACAGCACACGGCCAGUAUUCACAUUACCAAGCCAGAACUACUGACAGACCAGGGGGGAAAGUCAAAUUAUUAAGAGUGAAGAACGAAGCUCUUCUUUCCCAACAGCCUUCAAAUACUAUACGUGGGAUUAGCGCAGUACAAGAAGCCCCAUUAUCCUCAGCAUCCACCAGUAAACAACUGCCCAGCCUCAAAUCCAGAGAAAAGACUCCUGGAUCAGAUGGCACCUCUUUGAAACACGUAAAAGUUGGGGAGAACAACUACUACUCAUGCAGUGUGCCUAGUUUUGCAACCAAAUGUAAAACUGCAAGUGCGACAUUGAGCCACAAGGGGGAGUCUUUCAGUGUCAAGGGACACUAUAAUGAUGACGAGUGCGCGGUGUGCAAGGACGGAGGAGAGCUGAUCUGCUGCGAUGGAUGCCCACGUGCUUUCCACCUCAGCUGCCUGAACCCCCCUCUCACAUCCAUACCAGGAGGCACGUGGCAGUGUGAUUUGUGUUGUGGGAAGAUAGUGAAAAAAGAGGAAGCUCCGCGAGUGACACAACCCUUUACUCCCCAGACCCAGCAGACAACACCACAUUUCCCUUUACUAUCGUCCCUCUCUCUCAGUACAACAGAUGUCAACACAAAGGAACCCAACCAGUGCUCAGAGCCAGCCGUGGAAAUUUGUGGAGUUUGUCAUCUUGGUGGAGGAGACCUGACACUGUGCCUCCAAUGUUUAAAGCGCUACCACAUGAACUGCAAUUUCUCCAAAGGCAGGUCUGUCUGCUCGUCAUGCUCCAAAUCAUGGGUUGGCUCCACUGAGGGGGAGGCUAAGUGUCUGCAGAUCACUUCUGCAACUCAAAAUACACAAAGCCAGAACCAAACUUCCACUGAACCUGAUGGCAUUCUCCAUAGCUCUGAACUGGACUCAAUCCUGGCUGAUGCCUCCUUUGAUGGCAUCUUACAGUGGGCCUUUCAUAGCAUCUCCAGACCCCUCCAUGACUCUCAAGGCUGCUUCCAGUGAUAGACCACCGGACCUGCAUGCAUCAACAAAAACAUCUAUAAGCACAGAUAAGGCUAGAUUACAUGCAGGGUCAAUGUACUGUUCACGGCAGGCUAUGGUAAAUGAAUAGUAUGAAAAGAACAGACAGACCUCACCAUAGCAAAGACAUGUUUUUAUUUAACCACUAU
Molecule: messenger RNA, 1586 nt
Organism: Boleophthalmus pectinirostris (great blue-spotted mudskipper)
Lineage: Eukaryota; Metazoa; Chordata; Actinopteri; Gobiiformes; Gobiidae
Gene: aire
Product: autoimmune regulator
Exons: 13
Coding region: 1-1419 (472 amino acids)
Biological process (GO): humoral immune response; regulation of transcription by RNA polymerase II
Cellular component (GO): cytoplasm; nucleus
Molecular function (GO): DNA-binding transcription factor activity, RNA polymerase II-specific; DNA binding; translation regulator activity
Source: RefSeq, a predicted model, not a curated record